AUGCAAUUACUCGGGGGUUCAGCUUCACCGUCCAUUUCGCCAACAUAUGCUCGUUGGCCCACAAAAGUUCAUUUGCCAGAGAAGAUAACUGUUGCAACAGAACCGAGUGUUCAGCCAAGCGACUUGGCUCUAGGAGACCUCUCUUGGCUCGCAAACCAGCUUUACCCAAGUUUGCCUGCUCAUUUAGUUAUUUCCAGUCUCAGUCUCGAGGCAGUUUCUUUUUUCAUCUUUUCCCAGGAUUAUGCUGUGGUUGGGCCUUUCAUGCUUUUGAAUGUGCUCUUGCAGUUGACGAUCGCAGUGAAAGUCCUUGCUCUUUCCAACAACACCUACUCAGAGAAUGUUGGUGCUCUCUUCGAAGGCGGGUGCACCAACAUGGAUCAAACACCUGCCUUGUAUGGCAUUGUGUGGCCGAAGGCUUUGCAGAAUGCCACCGUGGACACCUAUGACUGCAGUCUUCACUUGGUGACCAUGUCCUUCUACCCGGAGCUUCUAGAUCUCAACGGUGACCAGCUUUGGUCGAUGACGGAAGCUCUUCAGAAAGCCCAAGACAUCAAAGAUGCUUCGGGCAUCAUGCCUCACGGUGGAUUGCAUGGCUUCCAAAGGGCUUUGAAGCGUAUGAUCGCGGAUGAUGUGGCCAAUGCCGCCAGGGAGGGGUACCCACUCAGGAGUAGUCCUGAAAAAGGAUAUUUGGAUUUGGCUUGGUUCCAGCGCAAUCGAGAGAAGUUGAAGGUCUGUGAAGUGGCGGACAAGCACAUGUGUGGCAAUUUGGAAGCAGACCAUGUCUUGGACCAGGCUUUCCCGGACUUAGAUCCCGAUCAACGCGUCGCGAAGUGUUCAGAGACUGAGCAACUCUGGUGCCGGCGCGGGAUCUUUGGAGAAAGCCAGCAUGCCCUCUAUAAGCACAAGAAGAAAACCUGUGGUGCCGAGACCUACAUCGAGUCGCACGAGGGUCUCCCAAUCCUCAGCUACGAGUCAGUGGAAACCUAUAGAGGAGACGAGGACUCAGUGACUGGCUCGUUGUUCUUCACACUCUUUCUCAUCGUGCUCUUUGUGUGGGGCAUGAUCAUGGUGGAAGAGUUCAGAGCGAUUCACAACUUUUGGGUUGUGAUCUGGUACUUCCCAUCGACGAACAUGGGCAAUGCAGACUUUGCAAGCCUGCAGGAGUCGAAGAUGCUGGUGAGGGAGUUGCCAGUGAUUCACAAAGGGGUCACCCUGAUGAUUGUGCUGCUGCGCUUGAUGAUUGCCGUGAUCCUUUUCUAUGCCGGCUUGGUCUUCCUCUCAGUGACGACGAGCCUCACAGAUUUGAUCUUGAAUAGCACUGCCUUGAGCUUUCUGAUCGAAGUCGAUACCCUGAUCCAUAUGGCCUUCCUAGGUGAAUCCUUUCGCUUGACGGUCACCGACCGUUGUGACAUGCUCACCAUGACCUCCACCGAAUAUGCGGGGCGCUGGCGCUAUGCGGUGCACCUGCCACUGCUGCUGAUCGUCUUGGCGAUUUGGAUCUGGCACGUCUACUACGGAGAGAACGGCCUCUUUGCGAUCUCGGACGCCAUGCUGUGCCUGUGUCAAGCGGAGGGCCGUUGCCUGGCCGCCACCAUCAUCGCGAGCUGA
This is a messenger RNA of Durusdinium trenchii, 1608 nucleotides long. The record is from the annotation of a GenBank genome assembly. Lineage: Eukaryota; Dinophyceae; Suessiales; Symbiodiniaceae.